UUAUUCUGCUCCGGCGGCGUGACGUCACAGGGCUGCGCCGCGCUCCCGCAUCUGUUGUGAUUCGCCUCAAGAAAGGACAGAAUACACAGAAAAUCUCCUGCUGAAGCGACUGAGGUCCUCGUGACUCACUGUUAUAAAGAUGGCGUUUAUUAAAGAGGAGAGUGAAGACUUCAGGAUUGAAGAAGUAUUCAGUCUGAAACAAGUUACUGAGGAACAAACAGACCUGCUGGUGCUGAAAGAGGAGAAUAAAGAUCCAAAUGAAAUGGAACAGACAGAUCAGUAUAAAAAAUGCCAUGAUUCCAUAAAUGGUGAAAAAGCCACAACGACUAAAACGACUUCUGUACGAAAAAGAGCUCAGAAAACCAAACGUAACCGCCGUUUCACCUGCCAUCAUUGUGGGAGAAAUUUCGGUGAAAAUGAAAAACUUAAAAUGCACGUGAGAGUUCAUACUGGAGAGAGGCCGUUUCCCUGUCAACAGUGUGGAAAGAGCUUCACUCAACAAGGAGCCCUUAAAAGGCACAUGAGAACUCACACGGGAGAGAAACCUUACACCUGCCAACAGUGUGGAAACGGUUUCACUCAAAAAGGACACCUUAAAAAUCACGUGAGAACUCACUCAGGAGAGAAGCCAUUCACCUGCCAACAGUGUGGAAGUUGUUUCACUCAAAAAGUUCACCUUCAAGGUCACAUGAGAACUCACUCAGGAGAGAAGCCUUACACCUGUCAACAGUGUGGAAAGCGUUUUACACAGAAAGGCACCCUUCAUUCCCACAUGAUUAUUCACACUGGAGAGAAGCCUUAUACAUGCGAACAGUGUGGAAAGAGUUUCCCUGCAAAACAAAGUGGAAAGAGUUUCACUCAAAAAUCAAACCUUCAAAAUCACAUGAGAACUCACUCGGGAGAGAAACCAUUCACCUGCCAACAGUGUGCAAAUGUUUUCAAUCGAAAAACAAACCUUCUAAGACACAUGAGAACUCACUCGGGAGAGAAACCUUACACUUGCCAUCAGUGUGGAAAGUGCUUUACACAGAAAAACAGCCUUCAAUCUCACAUGAACAUUCACACUGGAGCGAAGCCUUAUACAUGCGAACAGUGUGGAAAGAGUUUCCCUGCAAAACAAAGCCUUAAAGGACACAUGAGAGUUCACACCGGAGAGAAGCCUUACUCUUGCGAGUAUUGUGGGAAGAGUUUCACACAUAUAUACACCCGUAAUUACCACAUGAGAAUUCACACUGGAAAGCAGCUGUUCACAUGUGAUCGUUGUGGAAAGAGUCUCGCAACAGAAUUUAGCCUUAAGUGUCACAAGAUCAGGCACACUGGAAAGAAACCCUUCAAAUGUGAUCAGUGUGGAAGGCGUUUCAUUCGUAAGAUAAGCCUUAAGUACCACAUGAAGACUCAUUCAGCAGAGAAAUGCUGUAAAUGUGCUCAGUGUGGAAAGAGUUUCAGUCAUAAAGCUAGCCUCAAUGCUCACAUGAGUAAGGAACACACUCGAGAGAAGCCUAUGGGAAGAGCUUCUCACAAAUAGAAAAUCUUAAGAUUCACAUGAAAUAUGUGUGGAAUCAUUUUUAUAUGCCAUCAUUGUGCAAAGUGUUUCACA
This is a messenger RNA of Sinocyclocheilus rhinocerous, 1597 nucleotides long. Its product is annotated as gastrula zinc finger protein XlCGF57.1-like. Gene Ontology annotation, biological process: regulation of transcription by RNA polymerase II. NCBI's taxonomy places the organism in Eukaryota, Metazoa, Chordata, Actinopteri, Cypriniformes, Cyprinidae. Gene Ontology annotation, molecular function: sequence-specific DNA binding; DNA-binding transcription factor activity, RNA polymerase II-specific. Bases 140 to 1525 code for a protein of 461 amino acids. Gene Ontology annotation, cellular component: nucleus. The record is from RefSeq and is a predicted model, not a curated record. The transcript has 4 exons.